Molecule: messenger RNA, 1686 nt
Organism: Anopheles cruzii
Lineage: Eukaryota; Metazoa; Arthropoda; Insecta; Diptera; Culicidae
Product: NADPH oxidase 4-like
Exons: 10
Coding region: 1-1686 (561 amino acids)
Biological process (GO): superoxide anion generation; defense response
Cellular component (GO): NADPH oxidase complex; plasma membrane
Molecular function (GO): superoxide-generating NAD(P)H oxidase activity
Source: RefSeq, a predicted model, not a curated record
AUGGAGAGAGUUAACAAAGUAUAUCACGCAUCACGCAAUUUUGUGUUCAAGUAUAUUCUGGCGCUACUGUGGACCAGUUUCAAUUUUGUCGUUUUCUGUAAAGCGUUUAGUAACUAUCACCAGGAUGCAGAAUACUACUACCUUGCCAGAAUCCUUGGAAACGGCUUGUGCGUGUCCCGUGGAACUGCCCCAGUACUUAAUGUGACCAUGGCCCUCAUAACCCUGCCCACAAGUAGAUCGUUCAACCUGCUGCUACACAAAAUAUUCGGAAAAUGCUCUUUGCGCCUAUUGGUGCACUACUUGGAAAGGGUUAAGGUGUUGCAUUUACUUAUGGGAGUGUCUCUAAUCAUCGUUGCAAUCAUUCACAGUGUAGCGCACUUUGCAAACAUAAUCAAUUUCGUAAGCAAUUACGACGAACGCUAUCGAGAGAUAAACUGGGCGAAUGGGCCUGAUGACAAUGUCUUUCGCUUGCUGUUUGCCACCCCGACGGGAUUUUCCGGAUGCAUUAUGCUGCUGAUUCUCGGAGCAAUCGCUUGGCUUGCCAGACGCUCGGUGCGGGAUCGUUUCUACAACCGAUUUUUGACGUCACACCACCUUUUUCUAGUGUUCUAUGGCAUGAUGUUUUAUCAUCCCCUCAGCAACAUAAUUAAACACCAAACCAACACCGACAGACACAAGAUCAUGUGCGAUACGGUCGAUAACGCCACGUUGCACAUAAACGAAGAUCUCCUGGUUCUGUGUGAAGAACCGCCCCAGUUUGCUGCGGAGGUGAAGCGCGCCUGGAUUUGGCCGUUGAUCGGUUUAAUGAUUUAUUUCGUCGACAUUAGCUUCCGCUAUCUGACCUCACACUCGCACCGGUAUCGCGUGAGGACCGAACAAAGCUACGCGAUGGCCGGCUAUGCAGUGCAUCUUCGGUUGCAGUUUCUUCGCAAAUCGACCGUUAAGGUCCUCCCGGGACAGUACGUUCUGCUGCAGUGUCCAUCGAUUUCGACCCUGGAGUGGCAUCCGUUCACCAUAACGGAGAUCCCGAUGGAAGGCAGAAAUAACGUAACGCUGACCAUCAAAGUGCGUGGUGAUUGGACCGGGGAGCUCUAUGAGAGGGUGGUUCAGCGGGAGCAGUUCCGCCGGAGUCUCGGUGGUAUUGAUCCGUACCGUCAGCUAGAUUUUCUCCUCGACGGCCCGUACCCGUCAGUGAUGACAACGAUGCUGGAUUACAAGCGAAUUCUAUUCAUCGGUGCCGGCGUUGGUAUUACGCCUUUCGUGACGAUCUUGAGACGACUCUUGACCUCCAACAUAGACAAUCCGGCUCGGGUACAUCUCGUUUGGAUAGCGCGCAGUCUGGAAACGUUCCUGUGGUUCGCGGACGAUAUAGCCCGAUUACAGGAAAAGUUCUGGAGCCAAAACAAACCGGAUCGCUUCAGGGUAAAGCUCUGCUGGACGCAGAACUACGAUGAAGCACUUCUAGAGGAGUGUUUCGGCGAUAUGCCUGCAAUUAAAUCGCGCAUGCAUCGUGGCCGACCGGACUGGGACGAAAUCUUCCUCGAUUUGGUAACGUUGUAUCCUAAGAAGCUGGUGUCGGUAUUCAGUUGUGGUCCUAAGGAGCUCACCAAAGAGAUCCGGGCAAAGUGCAAAGAGUUCAGCAGACACGGGUGUACACUAAGCUACUUUCACGAGGGAUUUGGAUAA